Molecule: messenger RNA, 869 nt
Organism: Ceutorhynchus assimilis (cabbage seed weevil)
Lineage: Eukaryota; Metazoa; Arthropoda; Insecta; Coleoptera; Curculionidae
Source: the annotation of a GenBank genome assembly
AAAUCACGCCCCAGUCUCAUCAUUCCUGAGUUGCUGACGAUUUGAAAUUGGCUUAGUAAACAAUUGAUUUUGUUUCGUGUUGGUAGAUGGGUAAACCUACUUAUUGCAUAUAAAAUAAUAUAUUAUGAUGAAAAUGGGUUGGUGCUAUCAAUGGUGGGUUUUACUGUUCCUGAUGAGUGGUUGUGAAAUUUUACAGAAGGUUUCAUCUCUUAAAUGUUACGAAUGCGCAGAAAGUGAGCCAAACUCUUGUGGAAAAAUGUUUCAAGCUGAUGUUGUAACUAUAACAGACUGUCAAUAUUCCAUCUACACUACCGACACACUUAGUAUGAAGAAGGAGUAUGCCUGUAUGCUAUUGGAAGAAAUUGAUGUUGCAAGCAACCUUUCCACAUUCACCAGAAGAUGCAGCGUAAAAAAUCUUAACGACACUUGCGAGAAUAUCGUCCUCAAAAACGAAGAUGUACGACCUCAAAUAAGAACAAACUGUAGACAAUGUGAAACAGACUUGUGUAAUUCCUCAACAAUUCUAAACAUUCGCAUAAUUAGUAGUGUUGUGUUACUAUUAGUAACUUGUUUUGUUUAGAAUAUUAUAAAUUAAUUUUUUCGAAAAAAAAUCUCGGUACCUAAGUUAUAACAUAAAUAUUCCUUGGAAAACAGACAGUAAACUUUUUAUCUCCAUCGGGUGUUUAUGGCUGUAUAAAAUUUAUAUUCUGAAACUUGCAAGGUCGUCGUAAUAUAAGUAGGUAUCCCCGGAAAAAAAAUUGUUCCAAAAGAAAUUUCGUGAUCCGGAGAAGUUUAUAACUCUAUUUAUGGUUAGACCCAAAACCCAGCCAAACAAACUUUUUUUCGAGACAAUAGAUGCUUUAUAAAAU